Messenger RNA from Penicillium argentinense, 2409 nucleotides. Its product is annotated as MHYT domain-containing protein. The transcript has 4 exons. The record is from RefSeq and is a predicted model, not a curated record. Bases 1 to 2409 code for a protein of 802 amino acids. Lineage: Eukaryota; Fungi; Ascomycota; Eurotiomycetes; Eurotiales; Aspergillaceae.
AUGUCGAGUUCAAACACUCCAGACCACAGUGGGGUGGCCCCGGAAUCUCUGAUCCAUGUCUCCUACCUUGCGGGCUAUAUCUUUCUUUCCUACGUGAUCAGCUCGAUGGGAUGUGCAACAACACUGGAGUUGCUGCAUCGGAGGACUUCGCGAUCUGGUUUCUAUAAUUGGUAUCUACUCCUCACAUCAUCCAUUACCAUGGGCGGCAUCGGAAUCUGGUGCAUGCACUUUAUCGGCAAUCGAGCUAUCGUCCUCGGCAACGGCGAUAAAGACAUCCAAGUCCUUUACAACGUCGCCUUCACUGGUACCUCGUUCAUCCUUCCGGUGAUCGUCCUGCUUGUCGCGUUUUACUCCGUCGGCGUUGAAGGGAAAGCAGGAUAUCUCCGCAUCAUGACCGGUGGAUUUUUGACUGGCAGCUCAGUAUGUGGAAUGCACUACGUGGGUCAACUGGGCGUUGCAAACUACAGGUGCUCCUACCGCGUCGCGAACGUUAUCGGCUCCGCAAUAAUCGCCAUAUUCUCCAGCACUGCUGCUCUGGGAAUCUUCUUUCGAUGGAGGGCAACUUGGACGGACAGCUGGUGGCGACGGGGGAUGUGUGCUUGCUUGCUUGCAGCUGCGGUCUCGGGAAUGCAUUGGACGGCUGCUGUUGGAACGAAAUAUAAGGGGCGUGAUAAGUCGAUUAGACAAGGGACGCAAUUGUCUCGAAGCCAGGUCGUCAUUAUCUGCGCUGUUCUGGCCUGUGUUUCAUGUUUGAUUCUCUCUGCGUGUGCGAUUGUGGCAGGUGGAAACCGAAGAAGAUCGACAACGCGUGCACACCAGCUUGUUCUUGCUUGUGCGUACUUUGAUCCAGCAGGCCGAGUCAUGGUUACCCCGCAGGCUCUUUUGCCUACCCGAAAGAUUGUCGAUCACUAUAUCGGACGGACAUUCAAAGACGACGAUCUCACCCGCACACACCCGACCUUCCUUUGGGCCUUUAGGGCAAGUCGGAACUGGGGUGUUGUCAAAGACCUCAUUCCAUUCAUGCGAAACCGCCUCGAAUCCGAAGAACGAGCCAUCCAGAAACAUGUACUAUCACGAGGAGUUGUUAUGGACAAGGAGACGGAACUGCAAACGGACUUCGAUACUCUGUUCAAGCAACUCUUCUGCGUGACGGCCCAAGAGCUCUCAGAUGAGCUGCGACAGCCUCUUCAGGAUCUGGGAACUCUAUACGAUGAUGUUCUCGCCACCGCCAUCCCAGUUUCGCGUCUCUCUAGAGCUAUGGGCCGUUCGUCUCUGCGUACAGGCAAGGGUCAAUUGAUCUUCAGUGUCCGCCAGCUUCAGAAGCAUGAAGCAAACCGUCUGGCAUCCACCGGAUUCAGAUUCGCUACUAUUGAACAUGUCACAUCCACUUUAUCUCGCCGUAUCCAUGUCCCGGAGGUCACACUUCUCGAUCAUCUCCGUGAUAUGCGCGACUAUGCCACGUCCAAUCGCGGCUUCGAAGAAGGCGUGCACCUCAUCUCCUUUGUCAUGCGUCCUACAGUCCAGGACCACUUCGAAAUUCUAACCACCAAAGGAACCGGCAACCCACUCCCGUCGUCGACAUUGCCAAUCAAGCGAUUGAACGUGCAACACCUCGACAUCCUCUCCCACAUGGAAGGAUGGUCCAUGAAUACUUGCCUCAAAUACCUUCAAUCCAAAACCGCAGUCCAGGUCGACAAAUCCCUGGACGAGUUCCGCGAAUACCUCGUACGAGGAAUCACCUCUCUCGCAAGCUCAUUCCCCGAAGAAAUGCGCUCCGCCGCAACAUUCUCUGCCCGACCACUCGUCGCACCCUGCCGUAGCGCCGUCCGCACCUCAGAAGAGAUCCAUACCCCCCAACAAUGCACUCUCCUCACCUUCUGCGUCGUCGGCACCCUCGACACCCAAGUCCCCAACCCCGACUUCACCUUCACACCUUUCCGUCUCUUCCGCGUCCAGCAACAAGUCAACGACACAUUUGCCGACCGCGAAGGCUUCAGCCGCGAACUAAACCAAGAUCUCUUCUGCACAGAUGUACGAUCUGGUUCCUCCGCAUACGAAUCAGUCCCAUCGACCCGGUCUGGAAUUCUCCGUCUCUGGCCCUCGCGAAAUCUUCCACACCCACGCAAAUCACCUUCUGGUCUCUCCCAGGAAUCACUGGUAGAGCCACAUGCCACGGCAUUGGGUGAUAUUACCGUGCAGAAGGAGGUCCGGGUGGAUGUGACCCGGCUGAGCGAGAAUAAUGCCGUGCAGAAUGCCGUUAACACGCAUGGUGCGAUUAUUGCGGCUGGGAAUGCGGCUAUGACGCCUGCUACCUAUGUCGAUGAGUUGUAUAGUUUGUGUUAUGCACCGGGAAUUCGAUUGUGCCCGGACUCGACGUUGCGGCGCUCACAAAAGUCCGAUAUGUCAUGA